UAAAUCCCCUGUGGUGAAGGGGAUUAAGAAUAUUGCCAACGCCAAGCCUUUCUGCGUGUCGUAAGAGGCGACUAAUGAGGUAAAUAGAGAAUGAAUAUGUCUCAAAAAAGAAAUUCAUACCGCAUCGGUCGUCGCGCGGGACAACAAGGGCCGCGUCCCUCAGUAAGGAACCAGGCUGAGGUCGAAAAGUUUGCUACUYYAACAAACUCUACUCAACAAGCAAAUGAGGAUUUCCACGCUGAGGAUUCUCCUCUUAGUGGCUCUCAUGAUGCACCAUCAGAAAACCCUAGAAAGACAAUUAGAACAAAAUGGUCGAGAGAAGAGUACAAAGGUGUAAUGGAAGCAUAUAUUUAUGCACAAUUGAAACCAACAACGUCGGUUACAACUGACUCAUAUAAUAUUUGGCGUAAAAACAACCCAAUGURAAGACCUUAUAUGACCGCAAACAAACUUGCAAAUACAAGGCGAGAUAUAGUGAACAAAAAUAGACUUACAGAAAUUGAAAUCCAAAUGAUAAAAAAUAAAAUAUCUCAGGAGCUGGGCAUCAGUGAUGUAAGCAGUCAAGAUAAUGUGACUGCAGAAAGUUUUGUAGAUAYCUUGCAGAAUGAUGAACAAAUGAUUGAAGUUGAUGAGCAAGAACAAUCAAAUACUAUUGAUGUUACUGAUGAAAAGYUAGUGGAUAUGGUAGAAACAAUCAUGAGAAAAUGGGAAGUAGUAAAGGAAAUGGGAUUACAAGAUAGACCAUCAAUACCAAAAAUUAAACACGAUAAGAAAGCGAAAGCAGUGCUGGAUACAGUAAAUAAAGCUCUCACAGAGAUAAAGCACAAGCUUAAACAGAAAUUUUCUAUCACUGAAGUAAAUGAACUUGUUUUUUCUUCCGCUUUUGCGGCUUGUGACACUCUUGGUUUAAAAUCUCGUAAGAAGGUAUGUAAGAAAGUCAAGCAACCACAAUGGAAGAAAAAAAUUGAAAAAGACAUCCAAAAGAUACGUGGUGAAAUAUCAAUUCUAUCCGAGAUCAAUAAAGGGAAAAAUGUGAGUUUAAAGAAAAGAACGAAAUCUGUCAUGAGAAGGCAUAACAUCAUAGAUAACGACAGUAUCCCAACAGUUGUUGAAAAGCUUAAACAACAACUACAAGCAAAAUCGCAGAGGAUUAGGAGAUUUGAAAAAAGACAAAAAUUUUUCCACCAAAAUAAACUUUACAAAGAAAACACCAAGGUGUUUUAUAGAGAACUAGGGAAAAAGAAGACCGAAAUUCGUGAAAUCCCUCAAAAAGAGGAUGUCGAAAAUUUUUGGGCCAAUAUAUGGGAGAAAGAAAAGMAUCAUAAUGAAAACGCUGGAUGGCUGAAGGAAAUACAUGACCAAUACCAACAAACUCCUGCACAAAAAUGGUCAAAAAUAUCAAUAGAGGAGACAAAAGCAGCCGUCCAGAAAUCCAGCAAUUGGAAAGCACCAGGAUGUGAUGGCAUAGUAAACUUUUGGCUAAAAUACCUGCCAGCAAUUCAUGAAGAUCUGACAUAUGCUUAUAACAGACUUAUAGAAAAUCCUGAAGAAUGUCCCAAUUGGUUAACAACUGGUAUUACGUAUCUUCUUCCAAAAAAUGAAGAAACCAUCAACCCUAAAAAUUAUCGGCCAAUCACUUGCCUCCCUACAAUGUAUAAAAUCUUAACAUCAAUAUUAACAUCUAGAACUUAUGAUCAUAUGGUGGAGAAUAACCUGAUGCCUCUAGAACAAAAAGGAUGUAGAAAAGGAAGUUAUGGGUGCAAAGAUCAGUUGCUUAUAAAUAAGGCCAUAAUGGAAGAAAUAAAAUCCAGAAAGAAAAAUCUGUCAACAGCAUGGAUUGAUUACAAAAAAGCAUUUGAUUCUGUUCCCCAUAGCUGGAUCAUGAAGUGUCUUGAAAURUAUAAAGUCUCCCCUAUUUUGAUUAAUUUUAUCAGAAACAACAUGUCACAAUGGAAAACAACCCUAAACCUCAAUCACAGUGAGGGAGUAUUAACAUCCAGACAAAUUAAUAUAAAAAGCGGGAUUUUCCAAGGUGAUUCUCUUUCACCACUUCUCUUUUGUAUUGCUCUUACCCCAUUAUCCUCACUCUUGAAUAAAAGUAGACAUGGUUACAAGUCUGGCAACAAAGUUAUCAAUCAUUUAUUCUAUAUGGAUGAUUUAAAAACUUAUGCGAAAAAUGAUGAUGAACAAACAGGCCUACUUACUAUCGUUAAAGGCUUUAGUGAUGAUAUCAAAAUGGAAUUUGGCCUUGACAAAUGUGCCAAAGCAACUUUUAAACGAGGUAAAUUGGUGAAAUCUGAAAACAUUGUGAUUGAUAUAAAUACAACCAUUCAAGAUCUUGAACAAGAAGGCACAUAUAAAUAUUUAGGAGUAAGUGAAGGUGAUGGAAUAGAACAUUCUAGCAUGAAAGAGAAAAUCAGAAAGGAAUACUAUAGACGAAUACGACUGUUGCUAAAAUCAGAACUAAAUGCCACUAACAGAAUAAAUGCAAUCAACACGCUUGCAGUCCCAGUUGUCUCGUACAGCUUCAAUAUCAUUAAUUGGAAAUUAGAAGAUUUAAGAAGACUAGAUAGAAAAACUCGAAAGCUGCUGACAACUGCAAAAAUGCACCAUCCUAAAGCCGAUGUCGAUAGGCUUUACCUUCCAAGAACAUCAGGUGGUAGAGGUCUUAUUCAAAUUGAGACAAGCUACAAGUUAACCACUAUCGGUCUUCACACGUAUUUGAACUCCAAUGAGGACUGCCUUCUUAUGAUUGCUAGAGAGCAUGAGCAAUUGAAGAACACAACAUCUGUAGAUGUUCAAGCUGCUAAGUUUAAAAGAGAAUUCGAUGUACCAGAUAUCGAAAAAUUGGACAAUGAAGGAGCUACCACCUAUGCUCGAAGAACAAAACUUAAAGCUAAAAAUCUGGCACUUGAACACUUAAAACAUAAAUGGGAAGAAAAACCUCUUCAUGGUCAGUACCCAAAACGAAUUAAUGACAAAGAUGUGGAUCAAGCACAAACGUAUGAAUGGCUUAGAACAUCUGGCCUUAAAUCUGAAACAGAAGGGUUUAUCAUUGCUGCACAAGACCAGUGUAUCAAGACCAACUACUAUAGGAAUAAGAUCUUAAAAGAUGGAACAGACCCAAUGUGUAGGAUAUGUGGCAAAAACCAAGAGACUAUAGACCAUCUUGUUUCUGGCUGCUCAGAAUUGGCCAAAACAGAGUAUAUUCAUAGGCAUAACAAAGCAGCAGCAUACCUCCAUUGGGCAAUUUGUAAGCACUAUAAUAUUGAGGUCAAAGAUAAGUAUUAUGAACAUGAACCAUCAACUGUAGAAGACAAUGAAGAAGCUACUAUACUGUGGGAUAUGCCAAUACAAACUGACAGGGAAAUAAAGGCCAAUAGACCCGAUAUAGUAGUGAAGAAUAAGAAAGAGAAAACCUGCUUGCUUAUUGAUAUGUCUAUUCCAACUGAGAGAAACACCUCCGUAAAAACAUCAGAAAAAUUAUCCAAAUACAAAGAUCUUGAAAUAGAAAUUCAAAGAAUGUGGGGUAUGAAGACCACAACAAUACCUGUGGUAAUAGGUGCUCUCGGUCUAAUCAAGAAAGGGAUGGAAAAAUAUGUCAAGCAGAUCCCAGGUAACAUCAGGGUACAGGAAAUACAGAAGGUUGCUCUCCUUGGCACUGCUCAUAUAAUAAGGAGGGCACUGUCAAUCAAAUAAACCAUACACCCCCUCAUAGAUGCCCCAAGUCCAGGGCAUUGGACUCGGCAUCAUGAGUGAAUAGAGCAAAAUAAUUAA
Exaiptasia diaphana is the source of this 3777-nucleotide messenger RNA. RefSeq lists its product as uncharacterized. Bases 91 to 3699 code for a protein of 1202 amino acids. The record is from RefSeq and is a predicted model, not a curated record. The transcript has a single exon. Lineage: Eukaryota; Metazoa; Cnidaria; Anthozoa; Actiniaria; Aiptasiidae.